GAAAGGGAAGGGGGGCGAAGAGGGGGAAGGGGAGGGUAUCGUGGAGUUGGACGCGCGCGCACGGCACGGAUGCGGAGGAGUGGGAUUCGCUCCUUCGUCGCUUCCCCCUCUUCGCUUCCUCCUCCUCGUCCUCUUCGUUUCCUUCUUCGCCUUCCUCUUCCUUGCCUUAUGGCGUAAUCCAUUCCCCCCACACCACGGCGGUUGCGUCCUAUAAAACUCGCGCCUUUGGCACCUUUUGCUGCGAAUUCGAGCUGGGGAAGCGCGGAAAAGGAGCGAUCCGGUGGUGUUUGUGAGAGCAAGGCGGAAAGAGGCGGGAAGGGGAUCAUACGAGGGAGGUUAGGAAGGGUUUGGGAAAAGAUUGAACUUUGUUUCUGUGGCCGCGCUCCGGAGGCUUCAGGAUGCCAUCUGGGAUCAUAGAUCAGAGGCAUCAAUCCUCAUUCCACCUCCCCUCUGAAGAUAUCACCUUUCCUACCGAGAGGCAAGUCGGAUUCUGGAACCGGGGUCCUCACCCGAUCAUCACAGAAAAGAGGGUUUGUCAUUAAUUUCAGGAAGCAAGUCGGUUUCGUCAUCUCCAUUACAAAAGCUUCAUUACAUGGGGCCAAAUCCUGUGCACAGUUUAGAACUUCCUCAGGCUUAUAUGUUUAAGGAACAGAAAAUCAAAUUUAGUCAGGAGUAUCCUUUGAUGAGGCAAGAUGCAAAUACUAGAUCGCAAUGGGAUUCGUCUGUUAAAGCAUCGGUGUUUGCUGAAGCAAAUGGAGUUGAUCCAAACGGGAACUGCUGCAGUGAUGGGCUCUGUGCAAGCUCGCUCUCAGAAAUAUUUGAUAAUAAUUUGAGAUUAGCAACAAAAGGCGUUCUUUUUGGUCAGUCAAUUGAUACAGUUAAUUCCAAUUAUGAGGAAGAUGAGCCCUUUGAGUCCACGGAAGAGAUUGAAGCUCAAUUUAUUGGAAAUCUCCUUCCCGAUGAUGAUGAUUUAUUAUCCGGUGUUUUCGAUGAUAUUGGAUAUAUUGGCCGAUCCAACGGUGGGGAUGACAUUGAUGAUGACAUAUUCUGCAGUGGCGGAGGACUGGAACUAGAAGCUGAUGAGAAUGUGAUUGGGAGCAGUGUUUGUGAUUUUAAUGGUGGGUUAGAUUCUAAUGGGCUGCAGGUGGGCCCAAAUGGCCCAUUUCCUGGUGAACACCCUCAUGGUGAACACCCCUCAAGAACUCUUUUCGUGAGAAAUAUUAAUAGUAAUGUUGAGGAUACCGAGUUAAGGGCUCUUUUUGAGCAAUAUGGUGACAUUAGGACCCUAUACACUGCCUGCAAACACCGUGGUUUUGUGAUGAUAUCUUAUUAUGAUAUAAGGUCUGCCCGGAACGCAAUGAAGGCACUUCAGAACAUGCCAUUGAGACGUCGGAAGCUUGAUAUACACUUCUCCAUACCGAAGGAAAAUCCUUCAGAGAAAGAUAUAAAUCAAGGAACUCUCGUUGUAUGUAACCUUGAUUCAUCUGUUACAAAUGAUGAUCUUCAUCAGAUAUUUUGUGUUUAUGGUGAAAUUAAAGAGAUUGGUGAGACUCCAUUCAAAAGUAAUCAUAAAUCCAUAGAGUUUUAUGAUGUACGAGCAGCGGAUGCUGCUCUUCGAGCUCUAAACAGGAGCGAUAUUGCCGGCAAGAAAAUUAAGCUUCAGCCCAGCUGCCCUGGAGGUGCAAGACAGUGCUUGAAUCAGCAAUUAUCUCCUGAGCUGGAACAGGAAGAGUUUAGUGAAUUCAGGCAGGGAAGUCCUAACAACUCCCCAUCAGCAUGCUUUGCGAUUCAUGGGAGCUAUCCAGGGGAAAUCAAAUCUCAUAAUAUCGAAAAUGGUGCUAUCAACGGUUUACAUUCGUCUAUACGAGCACCAAUUAGCCCAUUUGUGGGGAAAGCAUUUCACAAUGUAUCCUCCCCUGUGAGAGUUGCAUCAUUGAAUCAUCACAACGGUAAUCAGUCUCUUCAUGAGCUCAGCCAUUCGCUAGGGUUUCAAGGCAUCCCUCCCUUCCAUCCUCAUUCAUUGCCAGAGCAUCAUAAUGGGGUAGUCAACGGCACUCCUUACAACUCAACUGCCAUUUCGGCCGUUGGUAUUAAUAUUAACUCCAGACUUGCUGAAGGAGCAGAUAACCGACAUCUUCAUAAAGUCAAUGGCCAUUCCUUUGAUCAUAACAAUAAUGCAUUUGUAGGCUCUGGAAAUGGAAGCUGUCCGCUGCAUGGGCACCAGUAUGGAUGGAACAAUUCAUCAAGUGCUUUCCACCAUCAUGCUCUUUCUCCCAUGUUAUGGCCGAAUUCGUCACCAUUCGCAAGCAACGUUUCUGCCCAAAUGCACGGGAUUCAAAGACAACCAUCUCAUAUGCUGAACAAUGUUGUUCCUGUACAAAACCAUCAUGUUGGUUCAGCUCCAUCUUUCUGGGACCGGCAACAAAGCCCUUAUUCAGCUUAUUCAGCAGAAGCACUGACUUUUCACCCAGCAUCUCUUGGAACUAUGGCUUUUCCUGGCAGCCCUGGUAACAUAUUCCCCCAUAAUGGAGGAAGCCAUUUUGACCCUUCGAUGAAAUCUAUCUGUUCUGCACAUAUUGGGAUUCCCUCGCCACAGCACAGGUUCCACUUGUUACAUGCUAGGAAUAAUCCCGUUAUUCCUAUGCCUGCUUCAUUUGGUGCUGCUAAUGAACGGAUGAGGAGUCGAAGAAGUGAUCCAAACCCUAAUCAGCCUGAUAAUAAGAAGCAAUACGAGCUUGAUAUCGAACAGAUCAUGCGUGGUGAAGACUCUCGGACGACACUCAUGAUAAAAAAUAUUCCCAACAAGUACACGUCUAAGAUGCUUUUGGCUACUAUUGAUGAAAAUCAUAAGGGGACUUAUGAUUUCAUCUAUUUGCCCAUUGAUUUCAAGAACAAAUGUAACGUGGGUUAUGCUUUUAUCAACAUGAUCAAUCCUCAGCAUAUCAUUCCAUUUUAUCAGUCAUUUAAUGGUAAAAAAUGGGAGAAGUUCAACAGUGAAAAGGUGGCUUCGCUUGCAUAUGCUAGAAUCCAAGGAAAAGCUGCUCUUAUUGGUCAUUUCCAGAACUCGAGUUUGAUGAAUGAGGAUAAACGAUGCCGCCCUAUUCUCUUCCAUUCAGAGGGCCCAAAUGCAGGCGACCAGGAACCCUUCCCUGUGGGUAACAAUGUCCGCACAAGGUCUGGGAGAAGCAGAUCGUCCGCGAGUAAUGAAGAAACCCAUCAGGGAAGCCCAUCAAGCUCUGCUAAUGGAGAAUCUUCUACCAAUGGACUCGACGCUCCUCCAACUUCUUCCUAGGACUCGGGAGUGAAAUAAGCUGUUCCAUCAGGCACUAACCUAUAAUAAGAAGUAAACAUAUAAACUGAGCUAUAUGUAUCCUGUUUCUCGGGUUAUUUCCUUUUGCUUUUCUCGAGUCCGGAGUGUGCAGCGGUAGCUUCUCUCACGGGUCAUCAAAUCAUCAAAGAUUUUGCGCAGAUUGUACAAAAAUAUGACUAAAGACAAAGGGGCGAAAGGCGCAGGGGAAUUUUUGAGUUUUUGGAUAGUUUGUAUGAGAGAUAAUAUACUUUGUACAGGAGUUCUAUAGAGAAAGGGAGGGAGGAUGAGACACUACUAUGGUCUAUGCAGUUUGCGAAAAGCUAGCCCUGCAUUUUCUUUCUGCUCCUUUUUGGCUUCAUUCGAUCUCUUUUUUUCCUUCUUUCGUUGGUAUUCUGAUUUUCUUGUGUUGGGUAUGAGCACUGGUAAAGUGAGCUCCACCAGGCUUGUUCAUUGCGCAUUUGAAUGUCUGUUGUUGUAUGUCUCCUUUGAUGAUACAAUAUAAUAUUACAUGCAUCUAUACAGCAUGAAUUUUGUAGUA
Ananas comosus (pineapple) is the source of this 3848-nucleotide messenger RNA. Its product is annotated as protein MEI2-like 4. The transcript has 15 exons. Gene Ontology annotation, molecular function: RNA binding. NCBI's taxonomy places the organism in Eukaryota, Viridiplantae, Streptophyta, Magnoliopsida, Poales, Bromeliaceae. Bases 593 to 3292 code for a protein of 899 amino acids. The record is from RefSeq and is a predicted model, not a curated record.